This is a messenger RNA of Macrosiphum euphorbiae (potato aphid), 1704 nucleotides long. The record is from the annotation of a GenBank genome assembly. NCBI's taxonomy places the organism in Eukaryota, Metazoa, Arthropoda, Insecta, Hemiptera, Aphididae.
AUGGAAUUCAACAGACCGGUGAGAAUUAAAUUGACCGGUAAUAUAAAUGACAACUUUAAGACAUUUAAGCAAGAAAUAGAAGUUUAUUUCAUGGCUACUGAAACAUAUAAAAAACCAAAAGAAGUUCAGGUGGCACGACUACUGAACCUUUUAGGACCAGAUGGUUUGAAAUUAUUUAACACAUUUAAAAUUGAAGAUAAAUCUAUUGAAACAAUUUUCAAAUGUUUGGAAGAAUAUUGUGUACCCAAAAAGAAUGUGGUAAUGGAGCAUUAUAAAUACUUUACUAGAAAACAAAAUGAAAAUGAAUCAUUUGACAAAUUCUAUGCUGACUUACGCGAACUUAUCAAGUCAUGUGAAUUUGGAGAAGCUGAAGAAACUCUAUUGUGCUCACAAAUAGUACUUGGUAUACAUGAUAAGGAUCUACAGACAAAAUUACUCAGAGAACAUUUGCCAUUGCCCAAAAUCAUCAAGUAUUGUCAAGCGGUUGAGCAGGCCGAGAUGCAUCGACGUGUGGUUCAAAAAGAAAGUCCAGCUCUGGAUCAAAUUGAAGAACGUCAACAAUUCAAAUCAAAAGGAUGGAGUCAAAUUAAGCAAAAUAAUAAGUCACAAAGAAAACAGGAGCAUAAGAACAAAAAUCAGGUAAAUUAUAAAAAUAAAAAUUCAGGAGAAAGUCAAAAUAAUAAUGUUAAAAAGUUUAGUUGUAACAGAUGUGGUAUAUCUCAUGGUAUAAAUGAAUGCCCUGCUUAUGGAAAAACUUGUAAUAAUUGCUUUAAACUCAACCAUUUUGCAGUAAAGUGUAGAAAAGGUGCUAAUAAAGGAGAGUUGCAUGAAGUUCAAUGUAAUAAUAGUAAUGACGAGGAAGAAGAAUUAACUUAUUUGUCAUUAAAUAGCAUUGAGUCAGAGAAACAAAUAAAUUGGACUGAUAUUGUUGUGAUUGAUAGUAAAAAAGAAUUAAAAAUUAAAUUAGAUACAGAAGCUCAGUUGAAUGUAAUGCCUCUUAAAGAAUUUAAAAAAUUAAAUAAAAACUUAGAGAAAAGUUCAGUAGUUAUUAAAUCAUUUGGAGGAUUUAAAAUAGAGUCAUUGGAAAAAGUUAAAGUAAAUUUAAAAAACUCUAAGAAUGAAAUUAGUACCUAUUUUGAAGUUGUUAAUUACAAUGAUUUGCUAAUACUAGGGUUAAAGGAUUGUAUUAAACUAAAUUAUGAAAUUAAAGAAGUAAAUGAAAUUAAUAGUUGUAAAACAGAAAAAGAUGUAUUCUUACAAAAGUAUAAUGAUAUAUUUAAUGGUUUAGGAAAAUUUCCAGAAAAAAUUUCUAUAAAAGUUAAAGAUGACGCUAAUCCUAAAAUCUUUCCACCAAGAAGAGUACCUUAUAAAAUAGUAAAUAAAUUAAAAGAAACACUAGAUAAAAUGUGUGAAUUAAAGAUUAUAGAAAAAUGUAAAGAACCAAGCGAAUGGCAGAGUCCUAUAAUAAUAAUUAAAAAACCAGACAAAAGUCUAAGAGUUUGUUUAGAUCCCAGGGAGCUUAAUAAAAAUAUAGUUAGGGAAAUGUACCAAAUACCAACACUAGAAGAAAUUAAAUUAAAUUUAUUAAAUAAAAAAUAUUUUACUUUAUUGGACCUUCGUGACGGAUUUUAUCAAUGUGAAUUAGAUCAGAAAUCACAAAACUAUUGCUGUUUUAGUACACCUUUGGUGGGUAUAAGUACUUAA